Molecule: messenger RNA, 756 nt
Organism: Lactuca sativa (garden lettuce)
Lineage: Eukaryota; Viridiplantae; Streptophyta; Magnoliopsida; Asterales; Asteraceae
Source: RefSeq, a predicted model, not a curated record
AUGAAAAAACCAUUUGCCAAAAAAUUUGACGAAUUAUGGGAAAGCCUCAUUUCAUACACCGAGGUCCAUUCUUUGAUGGGCUUUUACCCAGUAGCCAGACGCCCAGGUCCUAAAGCAGUCUUCUUAGCCGACCUAUCAGAUCCUAUGACUUCAUGGGAUUAUUUUAUUCAUGGAUUCAUCGACACCAUCUAUUUAGAAGGCACCAAUUUACACUGCAUCAGCGAGUUCCCUUCUGCUGUGCAAACCAUCAUCAGAAAUUAUAAAGUACGAUUUGCGAAACAGGAAAGAGGAUUAUUCAUUAAAAUGCACUCUAGCUACCCAAUUUUUGAUGAAGACUCUCAACUAAUUGUCCCAAGUAUUACUUUCGCAAAUAUGGAAAUAAACAAUGGCUCAAAGCCAACAAAAGAUGAUCUACCACGAGAAUCACCAACACAAGAUCACCUAAUCUUUGCACUCGCCGGUGUCUAUUUAGCAUCAUCAUGCAUAGGCAACGGUAAAGAUCAGAAGUCAAGAAUUAGAGUAAACUACGCCAGUAAAACCUUCAUUAUCUAUUCGUUAACAGACAGUGAAAUCACUCCGGAAGCAAUGAAAGCAAUCGAAACUUUCAAACAACCUUUCGAAAAGUUUUCUCAUCAAUUAGCUGAAUUACCUGCUGAUAUUAAAAAACAACUUUGCAAACAUAUUAUGCAUGCACCAAGACAUAAUUGCAGUCACUGUUCAGAAAACACAGAAGAAACACCAUUCAUGGAAGAUUAA